GUGCCCGUAAAGAAGUUAUCUAUUUAGCCUCACCCUUUAGUUUUGUACGAUUUGUGAUUAGAAUUAUUUUCACCGGCUUUGGAUUGGAGAGAUCGCUCUAAGCGCCUGGGCGCCAAAUGAAAAAAAAUCAUUAUCCAGCACAAAAUAAUUCAGUGCUUAAAAGUAAGCUUCAAAGUAAGAUUGAUGCUCUUCUGAUUAUGAGUAAGGAGCUGGACAAAAGCAGCAUGGAAAGAGAUAGGUACAAGGUUCUGGUUGAACAAUUAAAAUAUAAGAAACCAACUAUCCUCAAUCAAAAUACUAGCAGCAGUAUCUAUAAAUUCACACCCACAAACACAGUCAGCAGUGGGGAUAUGCUUGCCAAAACAAGAGAUCAAAACAAUACUCUAAAACUUGAGGUAGAAACUUUGCGAAGUAAACUAGAAGAAGCUACUGGUGAUAUUGUUGCUUUAAGGAAACAGUUGCAAAGAAAAACCUUUACUUGUGAAAACAACCCUGAAUCCAGAGAAUCUACUUUAGGUUAUUCCAAUAAAAAUUUUGAAGAAUCAAUAGAAGAACUAGAAAAAAUCCAAAAGAAAUACCAACAAAUCCAACUGGAUUAUCGGGCUACUUUAGAUGAAAAAGAAGAGUUGAUUUCUGAUCGUGAUUAUUAUAAGAACAAAGUCCAACGGUUAAAUCAGCAAAUUAGUUACAUACUCACAAACAGGAUUAAACUUCAAUCAGACAAAGAGAUUGACCCACCAAAGCCAAUUGUUGACAUAGAUGCUUUAGUUACAGAAAACAAAUAUCUUCAUGAGAGGAUAACGCAACUGCAAGUUGAGAAAGAAAUUAUUAAAAGAACAUUAACAAAAUACAAGACACUUUUGGAUAAUAGAAACUCUAAUGAAGCAAUGAAUUUGAAAAAAGGAUUUAUGGAUGUGAUGACUCAAAAACAAGGUUUAAAAAAAAAUAUUCUACCUUAUGUCAUCAUAUUAUGACUACCUAUGAAAUUGCCGUUUUUUAAUGAAAUAAGUUAACGCCCUUUUUUGCUAUAUUUUUUAAUUUUAUCAGUCAAAGUAAAUACCAAUGCAAUCAAUGCAUUUUGCCAAUGUAGUGGUAGCUAGUAUUGAUGCCCUUUUUGAAAAAGUCUACUGGAUGGGAGACAACAAAUUCUUUAAAGGCAUUUUGAAUUGCCUCUCUGUUAUUGAAUUGCUUAACCGCUAAGAAAUUAUCCAAAUUCUGGAAGAACUAGAAGUCUGUAGGGGCAAGGUCUAAUGAGUACGGUGGAUGACGAAAAACUUCCAAUCCCAGAUCUUUUAACUUGGGAGACCGUCUGCUGUACAGUAUGAUGUCGCGCGUUGUCGUGCAGGAGCAGUGGAGCCGAACAAUUGACCAAAGCUGGUUGGAUAUGUGCGAGAGUCUCCAUCAUUGUGUUCAAUUCUUCACAGUACACAUCUGCGGUAAUGCUCAUCCCGUUUUGUAAGAAGCUGUAACGAAUGAUACCGGCGCUAGACCAUUAAACAGUGACCAUCACUGUUUUAAGCGUCAGUUUUCAAUAGGCCUUCGUUUGUACGCGUACUUCGCGCUGGCGAUCAUUCAAUUCGUCGAGCACCCAUUUGUAAAGCUUUUUUACCUUGGUAAUAUGACGCAAAUGGACCAUUAUUGUUUUGGUCCUAACAUCGAAAGCUGCUGCUACUUCAGCUCUAGAUUGAGAAUCAUCAGUUUCCACAAUCGCUUUUGAUACGUCAUUGGUGUCGAUUAUGGCGUGAUUCUCUAAACUUAAAACCAAAUUUAACAUCAGUCUCUCUUUUUCAUUCUGUAUAGAGAAUGACAAGGAAACACUGUUGUCAAGCUUAAGUUUAGAUUUAGAGAAUCGUGCCAGAAUCGACACCAUUGUCGACUUAAGUUUUCGGACGAUCACAGGGUUCAUUUUUAGGUCGAUAUUUCCAUAACGGAAGCGGGCAACCCAGUAACGGGUGGUGCAAUCGUUCAGCAAUCGUUACUAGUAUUCGCUCCGUGUACGUUGUUGAUGUUGCAUGCCUCUCCUGCCGCUUUGCUGCCGCGACGGUACUCAUACUCCACAAUAACUCGAAUUAUUAACGUAUUCAUGAUGACGAAAAACGUACAAAUGACUAUUUUUAAAAAAGAAUUCAAUAUGGAAUAAAAAUAGUUUGAACUUAGAAUGCUUAGCAAAAAACAAAAAA
This is a messenger RNA of Chilo suppressalis (striped riceborer), 2180 nucleotides long. The record is from the annotation of a GenBank genome assembly. Lineage: Eukaryota; Metazoa; Arthropoda; Insecta; Lepidoptera; Crambidae.